GGGUAUGAGUAACAGUAAAACGACACCCACACUUCCAAACGCACACCCACACCCACACCCAUACCCACACCCACACCCACACCCACACCCACACCCCACACCCACACCCACACUCACACCCACCCACACCCACACCCGUCUCAUUAUUUGAAUAAAAUGAUUAAAACGGUGUCUAUAAUUCUCUUAUUCAUAUAAAAAUGUUUUCACCGUAUAAACAAACAUAAAUAAAUUUACUUCAUUAUAUUUAUUUAAUUAUAUUUGGAAAAAAUUCAUUAUUUCGUGUUGAACAUCGUUGAAAUUCAUUAGAAAAAUUAUUAUUAAAUAUAUUAAUGUUUAAAAAAAAAAACAUUAAUUGAUUUUUAUAAUAAAUAUAUAUGUUUACUUGUUAUUGAUCAAUUAGAUAUUAAAUUUGAUUUAACAUCACCAAUAAUAACAUCAAUAUUAAAUAAAGAUGAUGGAUUUGGUUUAAAUUCUUCAAUUGAGAAAAAUUUUCAUGAAAAUGUUAAGAAAACAAGAAGAAGCAAGAAAAAAUUUAAUACUGAAAUGCCAAUAAUAACAAUUAAAAUUGGUUCAAUAAUUGAUGGAAAACCGAUGAAAUCAAUGAAAAUGAUGUUAACAAAUGUAAAUACAGUUGAGAAAGAAAUUAAAAUGCAUUUAGCACGAGCAUUAACAACAAGUUCUUUUAAUUAUUUUAUUUCAGUAUUCAUUUGUACACAAACAGAAGCUAAACUUUAUAAAGCUUUUAUUUUCUAUGCAAAUUCAGGUAAGGUAAUUAUCAAAGAAAAAAAUUUUUCAGUUUCAUUGUGA
Molecule: messenger RNA, 807 nt
Organism: Rotaria sp. Silwood2
Lineage: Eukaryota; Metazoa; Rotifera; Eurotatoria; Philodinida; Philodinidae
Source: the annotation of a GenBank genome assembly